UCGAAGAUGACAAUUAUUACAGGAGAAUAAAGUUACUUUUGGGGUUGGUUGUUGGUUGGCUGGUUUUUUUGAGACACGCUUUCUCUGUGUAGCCCUGCCUGUCCUGGAACUUACUCUGUAGGCCAGGUUGUCGAGCUCAGUGAUCUGCCUGCCUCUGUCUCCCGAGCACUGUGACUAAGGGUGAGCACCACCACAUGCAGCCUAGCUAGGUGUUCUAAACAGAAUCAAUCCUGAAAUGUUUCUCCAGUCGCUAGACUUCAGAUACCUCUCUUGAUAGGUUUUUUUCUUGUAUGCAGUGUAACAAGGCUAAAGCUAUGUGUUUCUCCUUAUACUAUGGAAGUAUUUGUAUGUGAUCAUCAUAAAGUUUCAGUUCCCCUAUUGUGUGCCUGGAAGUUAUUAAUUAAAAAAAUAAAAGUCUGGCAAAGUAUCACAUGUUCCUUUUGUUUCUAUCUGAAUAGUGCAGAAGCAUUUUGAUGACUAUUCUUGUGUACUCACUGACUUUGGGGCUUUUUUUUUAUAGGAUUAAUUUUUAAUGUUUAUGUAAGACAGAAGAAAAGGAUGUCAUUCCGUAAAGUAACCAUCAUCAUCUGGGCCCUGGCCGUCAUUCUCUUCCUACUGGCUUUGCACCAUAACUUCCUCAGCUUGAGCAGUUUGUUAAGGAAUGACGUUUCAGAUUCAGGAAUUGUGGGGCUUCAGCCCAUAGACUUUACCGCAAAUUUUCAUCAACAUCCAGUAAAUGAGAGACAAGAAGAGAUUCCUGUGGUUAUUGCUGCCUCUGAAGAUAGGCUGGGUGGGACCAUUGCAGCCAUAAAUAGCAUUCAUCAAAACACUCGCUCUAAUGUAAUUUUUUACAUUGUUACAUUCAAUAGAACAGCGGACCAUCUCAGGUCCUGGCUUAACAGUGGUUCCCUGAAAAGCAUCAGGUACAAAAUUGUAAAUUUUGACACUAAACUUUUGGAAGGGAAAGUAAAGGAGGAUCCUGACCAGGGGGAGUCCAUGAAACCAUUAACUUUUGCAAGGUUCUACUUGCCAAUUCUGGUUCCCAGUGCAAAGAAGGCCAUUUACAUGGAUGACGAUGUAAUUGUACAAGGUGAUAUACUUGCCUUAUACAAUACCCCACUGAAGCCAGGACAUGCUGCUGCCUUUUCAGAGGACUGUGACUCAGCGUCUACUAAAGUCAUGAUCCGAGGAGCAGGGAACCAGUACAAUUACAUUGGUUAUCUUGACUAUAAAAAGGAAAGAAUUCGUAAGCUUUCCAUGAAAGCCAGCACCUGCUCCUUUAAUCCUGGAGUUUUUGUUGCCAACUUGACUGAGUGGAAAAGACAGAAUGUAACUAACCAGCUGGAAAAAUGGAUGAAGCUCAAUGUAGAAGAGGGACUGUACAGCAGAACCCUGGCUGGCAGCAUCACCACACCUCCUCUGCUUAUCGUAUUUUAUCAGCAGCAUUCCACCAUUGACCCUAUGUGGAAUGUCCGCCACCUUGGUUCCAGUGCUGGAAAACGGUAUUCACCCCAGUUUGUAAAGGCUGCCAAGUUACUUCACUGGAAUGGUCACUUCAAGCCUUGGGGAAGAGCUGCUUCAUAUGCUGACGUUUGGGAGAAAUGGUAUAUUCCAGACCCAACAGGCAAAUUUAGUUUAAUCCGAAGACAUAUGGAUACCUCAAACAUAAAGUGAACUACAAUCUAAGCUAAACAUGACACUCAGGAAAUCCUGGAAGACACACUAUGUGGGACGAUAACAGUUGUAGGGCUUGAGAGUCUUCUCUGUACCAACCACAGAAAACAUGUCAGCUGGGUAGAGAUCACAGAUCUCCAGAUGACUACCAAUGUCUCCAUCUGCCUUACCAAAUGUUUGCUUACUUACUAUACUGCUGACUGACCUGAAGGACAGAAUGAGGACACCAGCCUAAGUUCAUUAAGCUGCUGUAGGUAGGAACUGCUGUUUGGUUUUAGUUUUGUAACCUGUGGCCUGGUUUGUAAAUAAAAUAAAACUUUCCAAUAGA
Messenger RNA from Rattus rattus (black rat), 2002 nucleotides. It is a transcript of the gene Glt8d1, whose product is annotated as glycosyltransferase 8 domain containing 1. The coding region runs from base 559 to 1674 and encodes 371 amino acids. NCBI's taxonomy places the organism in Eukaryota, Metazoa, Chordata, Mammalia, Rodentia, Muridae. Gene Ontology annotation, molecular function: glycosyltransferase activity. The record is from RefSeq and is a predicted model, not a curated record. Gene Ontology annotation, cellular component: Golgi apparatus. The transcript is spliced from 9 exons.